This is a messenger RNA of Sardina pilchardus (European sardine), 2759 nucleotides long. RefSeq names its product matrix metallopeptidase 23bb (gene mmp23bb). NCBI's taxonomy places the organism in Eukaryota, Metazoa, Chordata, Actinopteri, Clupeiformes, Clupeidae. The record is from RefSeq and is a predicted model, not a curated record. Gene Ontology annotation, cellular component: extracellular matrix. Bases 521 to 1660 code for a protein of 379 amino acids. Gene Ontology annotation, molecular function: zinc ion binding; metalloendopeptidase activity. Gene Ontology annotation, biological process: proteolysis; extracellular matrix organization; collagen catabolic process. The transcript is spliced from 8 exons.
GGAGCAGGACACCUGGUCCGUCUAGUGGUUGUGGAUGAGGCGAAUGAAGCGAAAGUUUUGAGGAGGCAGGGACAGGGUAGAUCCUUGGAAGGAGGGAAGAAAGAGCGCAUUCGAGAAUGGAAGAUUGCGUGACGCGCACAACUUUGCCGAAGCGAGGAAAACAGGAGUUCGGACGUCUCGUUUAAAUGCUUAACUCAGCUGAACUCAUUGGAGUUAAGAUUCCAGACAGUGAGAACGCUAGCACCGUGCACCACAACGAUUCCGAAGACAGCGUGGGACGGAGAAACAUACCCUUGCGUUAGUGCGUAUUUGACUUUCAAAUGAAUGCCUUCGGAAACUUUAUUAUCCACCAAAAUGUUCAAGUUUACUGAAGAAGACAGCUGCAGAGUUUUCUCCUUUUGUUCCGUUCUGCAAAUAUGAUCCCUGAUUUAUCCUUUGAGAGCCAGCUGGAAAAUCAGUUCUAGUUCCAAAACUUACAAUCACGGAAUUCACAGGAAGUUUACGAGUUCAUUCUUUGGAGAUGAGUUGGACUUGUUUACGGCUGUUACCUCUUGCCAUCUCACUGAUGCUUCUGAGUGGAACUGGAGCCUUUCCACUGUGGAGAAGAGAGAUGGAGGCUGUCGUCCGUUCGCCGCGCCCUUACGUCCAGGUGCCCUCGCCGGCGGACGUGCAUUCCCGGGUGGCUCUGGCCAGGUCCAAGCGCUACGCCAUCAACCCCCUGGGCUACAAGUGGGAACACUUCAACCUUACCUACAAGAUUACGAAGUUCCCUAAUACGUUGAACAAAGAUGACACGCGUAAAGCCAUCAGCAUCGCUUUCACUAAGUGGAGUGACGUGUCCCCCCUCUCCUUCACCGAAAUCACCAACCCCAACAAGAGCGCCGACAUCGUCAUUGGUUUCUAUACCUUCAAUCACACGGACUGCUGGUGGUCUCCACUGCACCCGUGUUUUGAUGGUCUGAAUGGGGAGCUGGCCCACGCCUUCUUGCCUCCGCGAGGGGAGAUCCACUUUGACAACCAUGAGUUCUGGAUCCUGGGAAAGUCCCGCUUCAGCUGGAAACAAGGUGUGUGGCUCAAUGACCUGGUCCAGGUGGCGGCCCACGAGAUCGGCCACGCCCUGGGCCUGUGGCACUCGCAAGACCCGCAGGCCCUCAUGCACCCCAACGCCACCUACACCGGCCAGAGGAACAUCGCGCAGGACGACAUCUGGGGCAUCCAGAGACUCUAUGGCUGCCAAGACAAGCGUCGUGUCUGUGAGCCCUGGGCGAGGUUGGGCUUUUGUGAAAGGCGGAGGAGCUUCAUGAAGAAACACUGUCCUCAGCGCUGUGACCUUUGCUACGAGCCUCUGGAUGCCAUCAGCACACCCACUCCGCCCCCUGCCAACGUCAAGGUGAAGAUGGUGCCCCGUGGAAAAGUGGUUGGCUUCCGCUGCGGGACGAAAAGUGCCAAGGUGCCCCCCAAAGUCAGCUGGUAUAAAGAUGGGGAGCAGCUCGUCACCUCAAUCCCAGGCUAUAUAGUCAUGAAGGACCGCGACCUGCGCAUCGUAGCCAACGAGUUCAACGAGGGCACCUACACCUGCCGCGUCCAUCGCCGUGGCAACGUGGUCUCGGCCAACUCUUGGGCUAUCCGUCUGAAGCCAGAGCGCUCGUCCAACAGCUGAUGGGGGCCCGCUUGGGUCAAAAAAAGGCACAGUAAAGGGAGAAACAAGUCCAGUAGUCGUGCCUCCAUCUGCUGAACCAUUGCCUGACAUGAAGACCUUUUGCUACUUCAGUUCUGUGGUCUGAAGUCUUGUCACCAUAUCUCAGCAGCAGUUUAUCUCAUCAACAAGAAACUUGUGGUCAUUCAUGAAUACCAACUCCCAUGGGUUUUCAGUAGGAAUGAUAUGGUCAGGAAGCUCGACUUCUGCCGAAUAUCAGGAGUCUACUUUAUUUUUUAAAAGACUAACAAACCAUGGACCGUCUUAUGUAGUUGUGUGAAUGACAUCUGUUAUUUCUAUCAGAGAACCUUCUCUCUGCAAUGUAUACUCAUAGAGAAAAUACACAAGGAGAGCUGUGGAAUGCCGUUCCUGUUUUUUCCAUUAUUGAUUUCUAUGUUCCACUAACUCCCUUGUGGUUCAGCAUUCUGCUGAUAUCUGAGACUGUCUCUGCUAAACUGCAAGGCAAACAUAAAUGACUACAUCCUGAGCACAAGUCAGUCAUGUUAGGGCUUUAGAUCAACCUACUGUAGGUCUUCAAGGUAAAUGCUAAUACAGAGCCAUUGAGAAACAAAAGAAAUACUGAAACCUAGCCUAUCCCUCUUCUCCAUACACUGUUCCACAAUGUCAUGGGCAUUCAUGUUGUGUUAGGGAUUAUUUUAAAUGUGUUUGAAUCUAUACCUAUGUGCAGAUGUGGGUCGGUAUUGUUCUGUAUGUGUACACUGAAAUGCACAGUAGAAGAUCUGAAGAAAUGUGACAUAAUUGGAAAAAGGGCUAAUUUUGUUAGAGGCUAGUUUAUUCUCUGUUGUUACAAGUAUGAUGUGUUGAGAUGUGUUUGUUGUUAGAGAAGAGAUACACGCAUGUAGAAGAAUAGCAAUUAAGGUAUAUUUGUUUCAGUGAAUUGUUGACUUGCAUAUGUAAGAUGAUCAAGAACAGUCAGUCAGUUGUGCCAAUUUAUGUACUAGAAAUACUCUGACUGGUUUCGCAGUGACAACAUCCUUACUACUAAUACACAGGAAAGAAACCUGAGCAACUGAAAUCAAUAAUAAAACAUUUAUUACAUUGA